Molecule: messenger RNA, 2083 nt
Organism: Jatropha curcas
Lineage: Eukaryota; Viridiplantae; Streptophyta; Magnoliopsida; Malpighiales; Euphorbiaceae
Product: laccase-17
Biological process (GO): lignin catabolic process
Cellular component (GO): apoplast
Molecular function (GO): hydroquinone:oxygen oxidoreductase activity; copper ion binding
Source: RefSeq, a predicted model, not a curated record
CUUUUCUUCUAUUCACCAAAUAUAGAAAAAGAAAAAGAAAAAGAGAGAGACUGAUGGGUAUUUUCCAUUGUUCAUCGAUAACUUCAAUGGCAGCUCUGGUCUUUAGUUCCUGCAUUUUAUUGCUAUUGCCAAACCCUGCAGCUGCCAUAACAAGGCACUACACAUUCAAUAUUGUCUAUCAAAAUAUUACAAGAUUAUGCAAUACAAGAAGCGUAUUGACAGUGAAUGGAAAGUUUCCUGGACCUCGCUUAGUAGCAAGAGAAGGAGAUAGAGUAAUUGUCAAGGUUGUUAACAAAGUCUCCAACAAUGUUUCAAUCCACUGGCAUGGGAUAAGGCAACUUACUACCGGUUGGGCAGAUGGACCGGCUUAUGUAACCCAAUGUCCAAUACAAACUGGCCAGUCAUAUACCUAUAACUUCACCAUUACUGGACAGAGAGGAACUCUGUUAUGGCAUGCUCAUAUUUCAUGGCUAAGAUCGUCUCUUUAUGGACCCAUUAUUAUUCUUCCUAGAAGAAACGACUCUUAUCCUUUUCUGAAACCGUACAAGGAAGUUCCCAUCCUAUUCGGAGAGUGGUUUAAUGUAGAUCCAGAGGCUAUUAUUGCUCAGGCCCUACAAACUGGAGGAGGUCCUAAUGUUUCUGAUGCAUAUACCAUUAAUGGUCUUCCUGGGCCUCUAUAUAACUGUUCUUCUAAAGAUACGUAUAGAUUGAAGGUAAAGCCAGGAAAAACCUAUCUUCUCCGUAUAAUCAACGCUGCACUCAACGACGAGCUUUUCUUCAGUAUUGCCAAUCACAGUCUCACCACAGUCGAAGCUGAUGCCAGUUAUGUCAAGCCUUUUGACACUGAUAUAAUACAAAUAACUCCAGGCCAAACCACAAAUGUUCUUCUGAAAACCAAGCCCAAUUUUCCUAACGCCACAUUUUUAAUGGCUGCGAGGCCUUAUUUCACCGGCGGAGGAACUUUCGACAACUCAACUGUUGCAGCCAUUCUUGAAUACAAGCACCCAUUAAAUAAAACUAUCUCCAAGAACUUACCCUUAUUCAAACCAACCUUGCCACCAAUCAACGCUACAGGAUUUGUAGCAAAUUUCACCAAGAAAUUCCGGAGUUUAGCAAAUUCAAAAUUUCCUGCAAACGUACCACAAACUGUGGAUAGAAAAUUCUAUUUCACAGUAGGACUUGGAACUCAUCCUUGCCCUGCCAACACAACCUGUCAAGGACCCACUAAUACUACUAAAUUUGCUGCUUCGGUUAAUAACGUGUCAUUUGUAUUACCCUCUACAGCUCUUCUUCAAUCUUAUUUCUUUGGAAUGUCUAAUGGAGUUUUAACUGCCGAUUUUCCUCAAAACCCACCUGUACCGUUUAAUUAUACAGGUACACCACCCAACAACACUAAUGUCAGCAAUGGAACUCGAACGUUGGUGCUAAGAUUUAAUACCAGUGUGGAAUUAGUAAUGCAAGAUACUAGUAUUCUUGGUGCGGAAAGUCAUCCAUUUCAUCUUCAUGGAUUCAAUUUCUUUGUUGUUGGACAAGGUUUUGGAAAUUACGAUCCAAAUAAAGAUCCUGCAAGUUUUAAUUUGGUUGACCCUGUCGAAAGAAACACUGUUGGAGUUCCUGCUGGGGGAUGGAUUGCCAUUCGCUUUCUAGCUGAUAAUCCAGGUGUAUGGUUUAUGCAUUGUCACCUGGAGGUGCACACAAGCUGGGGGCUAAGGAUGGCAUGGAUAGUGUUAGAUGGCCCCCAGCCGAAUCAGAAGCUACAACCACCGCCGUCCGAUCUUCCGAAAUGUUGAUUUACUUAUUUAUUUUUGACUGACCAAUGAUCCGGACUGGCUUCUAUCUCAGUUUUUGAUUUUUGUUUUCAAAGAUUUUUCUUGUACAUGCACUUGUAUUAUUUGUUUUUUCUUUUUGUUUACUGAUGAGAUUUUUUGAUUAAUUAAGGAAAAUCUCAAAUAAUUGGUUGGAAGUUGUACUUUGGUUGGUCCAAAGUCAAGAAUGAGAGAUGGGAGAGAGCAGAUGAGUUGUAAACAUCGGAUGGGUUAAUUAAUUAUGUUAAUCAAUAAGAGAUUUUAUAAUUAGCUGAUCA